AUGUCUUCAACAUCGCCACCUUCUUCACCUACUCCUGUUCCCACUGUUGUGACUGUCGCACCUCCAACUAUCCAUCUCGACUCUCCUCAAAGCUCUCCUAAGAUGGCAACAAUGGCUUCGCCACCUUCCUCACCUGGCCCGCAACCCUCUCCAGUGUUCGCUCCCCGCCCUAUGCGCAUUCCCCAGCUCUUUCGCCCACGCCCACUAGUGGCGCUUGAAAGCUCUUCUGGAAAUCAAAUGCGCACUCCGAGCCCGAAACAGCAACGCAGAAGCUCUAGUGCAGCCGGAGGGAUGAAGUCGCUGGUAUUGACGGACUCGAGACUUGCAGGGGGAGAAACCAGUGAGAUACAAGUGAGGGUCGACGACGGAGAGGGAAGCAAUAAUGGUGCGGCGGGGGACCUUCAACCGGUACAGUUGUAUAGUCCUUCAAAAGAUGUCCUCGAUGAACUAUACAAGAUUAUUCGUAACAAUAAGCCGCAACCAAGAGCUUUUGACCACCAUAGAAGACAGUUGAGUGAUGCAUCCAGUAGCAAAGAUAGUGGACGAGAUGAGAACACCAGAAGUCCCCUUAGUCACGAGUUUGGGAGAAUUCCAUUUCCUUCAUCGCCCGUCAGCAGGACCUUGAUGCGGAAUCCUAUCAUCUAUAACUCGCAGUUCGGGCAAGAGCAACAUUAA
Molecule: messenger RNA, 675 nt
Organism: Morchella sextelata
Lineage: Eukaryota; Fungi; Ascomycota; Pezizomycetes; Pezizales; Morchellaceae
Exons: 3
Coding region: 1-675 (224 amino acids)
Source: RefSeq, a predicted model, not a curated record